AUGCGCUCUCUCUUUAAGCCCUUCGACUGCUCGUUGUUCCCGCCCGUACCACACGCCGACCCGCUCGACAGAAACCGGUUGUUGACGGAUAAUCAUGACCACUUGAGAGGGAUUACUGGAGGAAUCGAAGUACCGGUUCAUCGAGCGCUACCUUUCCUGUUGAAUUGGCAGUAUGCGGCGGGCGUCGAGAAGAAUAGCAUUGAGUUCUUUCAAGACAAUUUUGACACUCUUCCUGGUCCAAAAGGUCCCGUCGCAAGUGUAGCUUCCGACUCUCCCAGAAACGUCGAGGUUAACGUUAACCUGGGAACACUGACAUCGAGCGCCUCAAACCUCGCCUUGGACGAGCUUGACAACAUCGUCUGCGUACUGGCGCUGGGUGUCUACCUGCGAGGCGCUAUGGACGAGGGGAUAUCCAUAAAAAUCACCAGAGCAGUCUCUUUCUGGCAUCCAGGUGCCUUCCUCCCAUUCGCUAACUUCGUACCCGAGGUGCUCGUCUCGCCGUAUCUGCGCUUGAAAGACUUGAGAUUUAUCAUCUUCAGUUUGAGGCAGAUUACAGUGCUCGUUGGUGUCGCUCCACAUGGGUGGGGCAUCGCGGUCGAUUCGGACAGGUUCCGCGGUUGCGGCAGUCCUUUGGUGAUGGUGAUCUUCACAGUCCUCCAGUCUGACGCGUUUUACUCUCCUUUCCUUGACGUCGACCAGUUAACCGAGGGCUCUAAUGCCACGACAAAAAUGACUUCACCAUUGGUGUUCCUUGGCCAGAUUCGCCAUAUCACCGGUAGUCAAAGCGUUGUCAAGUAUUAUUUUGGAGAGGAUCCGAGGUGCAUGCAGCGGUUCCUACUGCAGACCCCUCACAGAGACCAAGAACCACCGGAUACUUCCUUGAAUGGUCGCAUUAAUCCACGAGUCGCAUCAUUCGAGAACCGGAUUACCGACUAUGGCAUCGAGGACGAGACAGCGUUGGAUCCAGAUAUAGAACAAAGGGAUGCAGAGAUUGCCGACGAGUUGACGUUGCAAGGUUGCGAUGAAGAGGGGUUUGAAGUCAGAAAUAGUCGGCCGACGACGAUAACGAAGAGGGCGAGAAUGACUAGGCUGCAACUGAUGACAGUUGGCGAAGAGAUAUUCGACAUUGGUGGCGAACAGAAUCCCCCAAAUCCAAGGCCGACAAAGACGUCUCUACGACAGCUCGCUGUGGUGUACCUAGGCCGAGUUACUGCUGCCAACAACUUCUCCACCCUUGACUCCGAGUCCGACCUUUAUCCACUUCUGAACGAGGUACCCAAGUGUCGUGAUGAGACUACCCGUACUUUCGACCUCGACGCGUUCAAAGUCAUCUACGUCGCUCCCAUGAAAGUAUUGGUUCAAGGGAUGGUUGCGUGA
Desarmillaria tabescens is the source of this 1377-nucleotide messenger RNA. RefSeq lists its product as uncharacterized. The transcript is spliced from 11 exons. The record is from RefSeq and is a predicted model, not a curated record. Bases 1 to 1377 code for a protein of 458 amino acids. NCBI's taxonomy places the organism in Eukaryota, Fungi, Basidiomycota, Agaricomycetes, Agaricales, Physalacriaceae.